Molecule: messenger RNA, 2444 nt
Organism: Eufriesea mexicana
Lineage: Eukaryota; Metazoa; Arthropoda; Insecta; Hymenoptera; Apidae
Gene: PPO
Product: phenoloxidase subunit A3
Exons: 9
Coding region: 193-2271 (692 amino acids)
Molecular function (GO): oxidoreductase activity
Source: RefSeq, a predicted model, not a curated record
GUUCGUGCCUGGACAUCUUUCUUUUUCUGAAUUUAAUCGCGGAUCGUAAUUAAUUGUGGUUCGAGUGCCGAAUCUCAUAAAUCGUCUUUUGUUCGUGAAACUGUGAUUAAUUUACUAUCCUAAUUUUUUAUUAGAUUCGUUUAUUCUUUUUUUCCUAUUUGUUGGUAAUUUUUGAAAUCAGUGCGUGGCAAAAUGACUGACAAGACGGGAAUUCUGUACCUCUUCGAUCGACCUUCUGAACCUGUCUACGUCCCUAAGGGAGACAACAAGGUCGCUUUUGACAUCCCACCUGAUUAUUUGCCUGAGAAGUACCGUUCCGUAGCUGUGCAAGUGUUCAAUCGUUUCAACGAUGACACGCAGUCGAAACUUCAAGUGAAGCAGAUCACUCUUCCUGAUCUCAGCAUUCCGAUGCAACUUGGACGCAAUUCGCCUUUCUCGCUGUUCAUUCCAGCUCAUCGAAGAAUAGCCACACGAUUAAUCGACAUUUUCAUGGGUAUGCGAACGUACGAUGACUUCCUGUCAGUUGCGGUUUACUGUCGCGAUCGUGUGAAUCCGAAUAUGUUCAUCUAUGCGCUGUCAGUGGCGAUACUGCAUCGCCCUGACACGAAGGACCUGCCAGUACCACCGUUGACAGAGGUAUUCCCGGACAAAUACGUGGAUGGUGGAAUAUUUUCCAGAGCUCGAGAAGAAGCUAACAUCGUGCCUGAAGGUUCCAGGAUACCAAUCGAGAUCCCAAGGGAUUACACCGCGUCAGACCUGGAUGCGGAACAUCGCGUAGCUUACUGGAGAGAAGACAUUGGAAUCAACCUUCACCACUGGCACUGGCACUUGGUGUACCCGUUCGAGGGUGGCGCAAGUAUCGUUAACAAGGAUCGACGUGGAGAGCUCUUCUACUAUAUGCAUCAACAAAUCAUGGCCAGAUACAAUUGCGAACGUCUGUGCAAUCAACUUGGACGGGUGAAGCGACUGCUGAAUUGGCGCGAACCGAUCCCAGAAGCAUACUUCCCAAAGUUAGAUUCCCUAGUUGCUAGUCGCUCGUGGCCAGCUCGACCUGCUGGCGCCGUGCUCAGCGACAUCAAUCGGCAGGUGGACGAACUGAACUUCGACCUACAGGACAUGACAAGAUGGCGCGACCGCAUAUACGAAGCGAUCCAUACGGGAUCAGUGAUUAAUGCUAGGGGUGAAAGGAUCCCGUUAACCGAGACGAAUGGAAUCGACAUUCUUGGUAACAUAAUGGAGGCCAGCAUCCUGUCUCCAAAUCAGAAUGUGUACGGUGACCUCCACAAUUUCGGUCACGUCGCUAUUUCUUACGUUCACGAUCCGGAUCAUCGUUAUUUGGAGAGCUUCGGCGUUAUGGGUGACUCAGCGACCGCCAUGAGGGAUCCAGUGUUCUACAGAUGGCAUGCCUUUGUCGAUGAUAUCUUCCAGGAACAUAAGAACACAUUACCCCCGUACACUGUAGAACAAUUGGACUUCCCAGGUAUCGAAAUAACGAAGGUCAACCUGACGACCAAUCAGCAACGCAAUGUAAUAAACACUUUCUGGACUAAGAGCGACGUAGACCUGUCUCGUGGACUCGAUUUCACGCCGCGUGGCGCUGUGCUCGCUAGAUUCACGCACUUGAAUCACGCUGAAUUUUCGUACAACAUUGUCGUUAAUAAUCGUAACAAUACGACGAAGACAGGUACCAUUCGUAUCUUCAUAGGACCUAAACAGGAUGAACGCGAACUGCCGUUCAAUUACAGACAGCAGAAGAAUAUGAUGAUCGAGAUGGACAAAUUCCCAGUAACGAUUCGUCCUGGAUCAAAUACGUACGAGCGUGGAUCAACAAAAUCCUCGGUAACCAUUCCGUUUGAGAGGACCUUCCGCAACUUGGACGCGAGUCGGCCAGGAGGAGGACAGGCGCUGGAGCAGUUCGACUUCUGCGGGUGCGGAUGGCCGCAGCACAUGCUGACACCAAAAGGAAAGAGGGAAGGCUUCCCGAUGGAUCUCUUCGUCAUGGUGUCUGAUUAUGCGAUCGAUGCUGUCGAUCAGGAUGAACCAACUACAUGCAGGGAUGCUGUGAGUUUCUGCGGAUUGAGAGACAGGAAGUAUCCUGAUACUCGUCCCAUGGGCUAUCCGUUUGAUCGUCAGCCUCGUUCUGGUGUCGAGAACUUGGUCCAGUUCCUCACCCGAAAUAUGGCGAUUACCGAGAUAUCCGUUAAAUUUUCGGACACGGUUGUGCCUAGAACUAGAUCUGGGAGCAUGGGCAACACGUUGAUGUUUACGUAAUGAGAUGUGUUCACGGAUUGUAUGUUUUUUUAUGUUGUUCUGAUGAGAAUCAGACAUACAAUGGCGUUUGUUUCGAGGUUAAAUUGAUAUAUUUAUUUUUCUCUUUAUUUGAAAUUGAAAAAUAGAUCAAAUAGUACUGACCCAUAUACAGAAGAGAAAGGAAACGAUGUCGA